AUGAGUAGGUCGCACCCGCGAAGCAAGCUAGGGGAUGGUAGAGAAGAUUAUUUCUCAGAAAAAGAAGCCAAAAAUGUCCAUUGGCCACACAAUGACGCCCUCGUUAUACAGGCCUGGAUCGACAAUGCCGAAGUGCAGAGGAUAAUGGUAAACACAGGCAGCUUGGUGAAUGUAAUGUACAGAGCUUGCUUUGAUCAAAUGGGACUAGGGCUGGAGCAGUUGAGCUCAUCCCCGGAGCUACUCUAUGGGUUCACAGGUGAUGUGGUGGUCCCUAUUGGGAAUAUUAGUCUCCUUUUUACUAUUAAAGAUGUAGAUCGUCAGGCCACCACGUUGGCAGAAUUUCUUAUUGUAGACUGUCCUUCAGCAUACAACGUCAUGCUCGGGAGGCAGGCAAUGAACGACCUAGAUCUAGUCACCUCAACCAAGUCACUGAUAGUUAAGUUCCCAACCCCUAAUGGAGUAGGGACCACAUGCCUAGUGGAAGAGCUCGAGGAUAUCCCAAUUAGUGAGACAGAUGAGGAAAGAUGCCUCAAGUUAGGGAGGAAUCUGGCCCCCGAGGUAAAGUCCCAACUUACUAAUUUUCUUAAAGCUAAUCUCGAUAUCUUUGCAUGGAAUCAUGAGGAUAUGGUAGGAAUAGCCCCAGAGGUUAUGUCACACAGGCUUAACGUAGAUCCCGGCUAUAAGCUAGUGCAUCAGAAGAGGAGGCCAAUGACUAUUGAGCGUUAUGCCACUUUUAAAGAAGAAGUGGAUAACCUCUUGGCAAACGAGUUCAUUAGAGAGGCCUACUACCAAGUCUAG
This is a messenger RNA of Diospyros lotus (date-plum), 798 nucleotides long. RefSeq lists its product as uncharacterized. NCBI's taxonomy places the organism in Eukaryota, Viridiplantae, Streptophyta, Magnoliopsida, Ericales, Ebenaceae. The transcript has 2 exons. The record is from RefSeq and is a predicted model, not a curated record. Bases 1 to 798 code for a protein of 265 amino acids.